This is a messenger RNA of Monomorium pharaonis (pharaoh ant), 1068 nucleotides long. RefSeq names its product tight junction protein ZO-1-like. Gene Ontology annotation, molecular function: protein binding. Lineage: Eukaryota; Metazoa; Arthropoda; Insecta; Hymenoptera; Formicidae. Bases 1 to 843 code for a protein of 280 amino acids. The record is from RefSeq and is a predicted model, not a curated record. The transcript has 4 exons.
AUGUCGAACAGUGCCGUAGCCAGGCCUCGUUUCCUCGAUUUGUCGGCACCGCAGGGUAAACCGCAUUUCCAGUUUUGCAGCGUUGACUCCGACGGCGAAUAUCCUCCGGAUAGCGACGUGAUCCUCGCCGAGGCGGAACGCGGUCGACUGGCUGAACCGAGCUACGACGACGACAGGAGUGUUACGGUGCUUUCGAGCGACGAGCACGACAAUAAUCUGCCGUCCGAGCCAGCCUCAAUGCCGCCGGUGCUCUCGUCCACCAGCAGCACCAGUACCGCCUUCAGCUACAAAAUCCAGCUUAUCAGAGCGCCAAUCCGGCCUGCGGCAGCGCCGGCAGCGAUCCGGCUGGAACCAAGAGCAAGGCCACUCACUCACUCGAGCGACCAGGACAUCCCGGGGAAGAUUUUGGGAACGGACGACCCGGGUGGUAGCAAAGGGCUAUUGAAGUGGAAGGGCGUAAUGUUCGCUCCAAACGACGAGGUAGAUCAGGACAUAGAGCACGAUCAGGAAGAGGACGGGAGAGACACCACGGAUUCGGUCGCUCGCAACGAGAACUUUGAACAAGGCAGUGAGGUGUUCAUGGUGGAGCUGACGCGUGGGUGGAAUAGUCGACUGGGCUUUAGUUUACAGCCGGAAGGAAAUCGUACGGUGAUAUCGGUUGUGCAUCCCGAUAGUGUCGCGGCAAAGGAUGGCAGGCUCAAGCAGGGCGAUGUGUUAUUGAUGGUUAAUGAAGAAAGUGUGGAACACAUGUCAACAGCCGAUAUAAUAGAUCUAUUACGCAAGAUACGCGGCUCUAUAGGUAUCACGGUGAUGAGAAAAUCUAAACAGGAUAAUAUAACGUGACACUAGUCCAGUGCGUGAUCGAAACAAAGAAGCCGAAGGUGAGAUGAUCCGAACGAUAUUAUUCUUUAUCAGCAACAGCAGGUUUCGUUUAGACAUGAAUCCAGCGUGAAGAAAGUUUAACCAAGAAAAGACACUGGUUUUUCUCAACAAAACGUUCAUUAAGUUUUGAAUAAUGAGAGAUCAUAGAAAUAAGUAGGGAAAAAGAAUAAUUAUUAAGGAAUAAAA